This is a messenger RNA of Helicoverpa armigera (cotton bollworm), 3704 nucleotides long. Its product is annotated as peroxidase. Gene Ontology annotation, biological process: response to oxidative stress. The record is from RefSeq and is a predicted model, not a curated record. NCBI's taxonomy places the organism in Eukaryota, Metazoa, Arthropoda, Insecta, Lepidoptera, Noctuidae. The transcript has 13 exons. Gene Ontology annotation, molecular function: heme binding; peroxidase activity. Bases 295 to 2607 code for a protein of 770 amino acids.
ACCUACUUUAUAAUUAAGUUAUUAACUUAUUACUCGUGUAAUGCUCGCCUUGAUCUAUCUUUAGCCGGAACUAUUAUUUUAUCUCUUAGUUCAGGGGGCUCGUCUAUUUAUCGUAUGAUUUCUGAAAGUGGCAGAUGAUUGUGACGAAACACGCAUACAUCAACACUAUCUGCAGGGCCAUGAACGGGUUAUCUCAGGUCACAAUGAGACUCGUAAAUAGGUCCUCAUAAAACUGUUUAUCCACCCGCUUGUUGAUCAGUUGGACACCAAACGUCUCAGAAACCAGAACAGAGUAUGUUCAUAGUUAAAAUACGUCAUCGUAUAUUGGAAGAAAUGAUGAAGAUGGUGUUGCUUGGUGUGGUGCUCUGGGCAGGAGUCACCUUUGGGAGUCAUGUUGCUCCGUACCCCCUAAAUCUUAUAUUAUCAACUGAUAUCGUUCAUCCACCGCCGAUGUAUGAUUUUCCAUUUCCAAGCGCUGAAAUGCUGAAGAGGUUACCACCUGUCACAACGUUACAUACGAACAGGUCGAUAAGGAUUAGCAAGCUGGAAGUAUCGAUGUUACAAAGAUUAGAACUGAACUUGCAGUCAGCUGGUAUCUUGCCCAGCACUGGCUCUGUCGCCCAGGGUCUGGCGAUAGACGGUUCCGUCUCAGAGAAUGCUAUGCGCUAUGAGAAGUCUUCGUUGACCAUUACGAAAGCGUCUCAGAAUCUAGUCUACACAAGAUGCCGAAGAUAUGGUUUGCCUAAUGAUGAGUGUGCGAGUUUCAUCAGUACGUUGAAUUUGCGUGAGAGUGAGUUUGGUGGGGAGUGUGCGGCUCUUGAACGGUUCACAUGUCGUACGAAUAAGAUGUCCUCGAAGUAUCGUACUUUUGAUGGCUCCUGCAACAACCCCGUGAGGUCUUCCUGGGGUCAGGCACUUACUGGCUACAAACGUCUCCUGCAUCCCAGAUAUGCUGACGGUAUUGAAGAGCCGCGCCGUGCUCUGAGCCAGAAGGCUUUACCUUCAGCUCGCAUGGUCAGCACAAAGCUUACUGACAAUCUGGAUGUACCUAACAGCGACAAAACCAUGGCUCUGGCUAUCUGGAGUCAAUUCAUCUACCAUGAUCUGGUCCACACUCCAGUCCGCAAAACAAUUCACACGAACCAAGCCAUCCGAUGCUGUGGGAACGACGGCUUCCCCUUGACUCCGAGGUACAUCCACCCGAGCUGCAUGUCUAUCUCGGUGCCUCACGAUGAUCCAUUCUACAAGUCGAAGUACGUCACCUGUAUGGAGUACACCCGGUCUGUCACCACGUAUAGAGGAGACUGCACUUUUGGAGCUGCGGAACAGAUGAACCAAGCAACUCACUUCUUGGAUGGCUCCAACAUCUAUGGUACGGACAGCUGGGAAGCUGCAGCCUUACGCGAGAGGACUGGUGGUCUUUUGAAGACCUCUACCAUUGAUGAGGAGGAACAUCUGCCUCUAGCUUCCAACCCUACUGAGAAGUGUCUUGUGGAAAGCGGCUCUGAUACUUGCUUUAAUGCUGGCGAUGCUCGUGCCAAUACUCAUCCUUGGUUGGCAAGCAUGUACUCCAUCUGGGUGAGGGAACACAACCGCAUCGCCCGUGGCUUGGCCACUCUCAACCCUGGCUGGAACUCCGAUCGGCUGUACCAUGAGGCUAGGCGAAUUGUCAUCGCUGAACUGCAGCAUAUUACCUACAAGAGCUGGCUGCCUGCUUUGACUGGAAAGGCGUUCGAUGAGCUGUAUGAGAGCUAUGAUACCGGUUACAAUUCAGAAAUUGAUCCUACCAUCACCAACUCCUUCGCGACUGCUGGUUUCCAUUUCGUGAACAGUCUUUUGGACAAGGACAUUGAACUCGUUGAUGGCAACAACAAAGUCACGCCACACCGUCUCAUGAACAACUAUUACAAGCCAGAACUUGUUUCGCAAAAGGGAAGUUUAGAGAAGAUCUUAAGAGGAAUGAUCAGCCAGAAGAGCCAGGGAUUGGACUUCAAUUACGAUGAUGAUCUCCGUAACCAAUGGCUGGGAGGACUCGAUGUGCUAGCAGUGGAUGUUCAGCGUGGUCGCGACCACGGCUUGCCUGGGUACACUCAGUACCGUGCUCUCUGUGGUCUGCCUGCUGUCACCAGCUUCCAGCAACUGGCUGAUGUUGUGCCUGAAGAGACUAUCGAUAAAUUAUCGAAACUGUACGAGCAGCCCGGUGACAUCGACUUGGUGAUUGGUAUGAUGGCGGAGAGCCCCGUCCCUGGAUCAUUGCUUGGACCCACUGCUAUUUGCAUUAUGAGAGAACAACUUUGGCGCACAAAAGCUGGUGACAGAUAUUUCUACAGCCACCAGGAUGAAUCUGGCAAGUUCACCAAGAGGCAACUUGCUGAAAUCAAACGAGCUUCGUUAUCAAGACUCAUUUGUGACAACACGCCUCUUGACAGAAUACAGAAGGAUGCUUUCCAGCCAGCUUCUGACAGCAAUCCUAUUGUUCCAUGCGAAGAAAUUAAGAAGGUCAAUCUGGAAGCCUGGCAGGCUGCUGCAGAACAGCCGGAUAUUCUCACCCGGACUAACAACUGGCUCAAAAAUAAAGUUGGCAGCUCGGGAAACUCAACCAAGUAGAUUCUCGCCCUUAGGCUAAGUAUAUUUUGUUCAUCUGCAGUGCAAGUUAGGCCAAUGUAAUUAGUUUUAGUGUUAGUCAUAUUGUCAUUUGGACCAUCGAGUACUUAAAAAUCUUGAUGCUUUUAGUAGUUGCAAUACCAAGUUAUGAAAACUCCAAUGUAGUUACGGUUGUAGAGGAUUGUAUUAAGACUGUACCAGCUUGCAUUGUAGACGUUAAAUGUAGUCGAGAGUUUCAGUAUUUUGUUUGAUUGUGACAGUGUGUUUAUUUAGUUAGGCUUAAUUGAAACCACGUUCCUCGACGCUUAGGCGAAAGUGAACUUUAAGUCGUAGGACUUUAGGAUGUAGACCAUUUGAGUAUCCUCUGAAAACAAGAGAUUUCUAUCAAUUUUAAUGAAGAGGUUUGGUCAUAUCUGCCCAUCGUGUGGUUGUACCGUGUCGUACAGUGGCUGUGAUAUGUGGACAAUAAGUCCACUGCAUAGAGAAAUGGUCUCGAGUACGGGACGCGAGUCAAUGAUUCUUGAGAUCCAUAUGUUAAAAAAUCCAAGAAUUGUCUCUAAUAACAAAAACAAACAAAAAAAAAAUACUAAGAUAUUAUUAGAGGAUCGACUGCUAUCUUAUAAUCUAGCCAAAGUACUGCUAAUAAAUGUAUUUAUUAAAGUCUACUCUGGCGGAGGUUGUGAUACAGUUUUAUAGCAACAAAGUUUUAACGUUAAUUAUGCAUUUUAAAACACGUUUAGGCUUCAUAACUCCACUGAUGAGGAAAGAGUUGAUUGUCAAGAGAUUUCGUUUUCAUGACGCACGAAGCGAUCCACAUAAAGAUUAUAAGCAUUUGGUGACAUAACAACGGUGAAAUUUAUUAUGUCUUGUGCAACAUGAUGUUUAUUUUGAUCGCUAUCGUGCGUAACUCCUGCUGCAUCCGAGUGACGACUGCCUAGAUAGAAACUCAAUUAUUCUGGUCCCAGUAUUCUUGUAUCUCAGCGCUUUCUUUUCUUUGUUUCUUGUUGUUACCUCGUCUUGUUUCCGAGUUCUCUUAUGAAUUUCUUAUGUUAAUAGGUUUAAGUCUGCGGGCAUGUAUUUGUUUAAUAGGUAUUUUUAAA